UUUUGUAUAAUUCCUGCGUUGAACUGGACCAACAGUUCCUGGAGCAGGCUGGACUUCCCGAGUUGAUGCAGGGAGAACAUCCUUUGUUGUGCUGUGUUAAUGAUGGUUCUAAUGUUAAGUAUCCAUUUCAAGUCCUGAGAGAUUAUAGAACCCAAAAACUUGAAGGAUUCAACCGCUGAUACUGUGCUGUUGAAUAUAGUAAGGAAACCUGCCUUUUUUUGUCCCCUCUGAAGCAGCCUUCCCCUAGAAAUGGAUACGGCCUAGGCCCUGCAGGAGUCUUGCAGAGGUCCAGGGAGAAGGAUGCUCGCAAGCAAAGCUCCCCGUGUCUGUCUUGUCUUUUGUUCUGCUUUGUUCUUUUCCCCACUCUGGCUUUGCAUAUCACAGGGGUGGGGGUGUUUGUUUUUCCUCAUCUAGUUUUAAUCCUUAUAUGUGAGCCAGCUGGAGGAACCAUGUUUCUAUCCCAGCCCCUGCCCUCUUCAGCUCUUGCCUCCUUCCUUUGGGGCAGGAAAGAUGCUGUGGAGGCCGAGGAACCUUGGCGCCUGCAGCUGAAGACGGGGACCUUUGCUUGCGAGCAUCCUUCUGCUGAAGCUGCACCCAGGGCGAGGCUGUCUGGUUGUUCUGCCAGCUGGGAUUUCUGAACAUAGAAGCUGCCAAUUAGGAACAAGAUCAUGCAAAACCCGGACCAGCCUCUGCUGACUCUGUCUGCUGGCAUUCAGCACCAGAUCCCAGAUUUGAACUGGAGAUAAGAAGGUGGUGAUGAUGGAGAAUUACUUUGCAUAUUCGAAGAUAUAUCAGGGCCUGGACAUCAUCACCAACAAAGUGUCUGCCCAGGAGCAGAAGCUGUGCAAGCACCACAUGAUCAGCUUUGUGGAUCCCUUGGUCACCAAUUACACAGUGCUGGACUUCCAGAAGAAGGCCACUGCCAUCAUUGAUGAGAUUCUUGCCUCCCAGAAGGUCCCAAUUGUGGUUGGUGGAACAAAUUAUUACAUUGAAUCUUUGCUCUGGAAUAUUUUGUUUGACACAAAGGGGGAGUCCAGGGGUCCAGCAGUGGUGACAGAAGAGUGGAAAGCUGGGCUGGAGAAUCUGGAGAGUGAGGAGCUACACCAUCGGCUGAGCCUGGUGGACCCUAACAUGGCAACCAGAUUACACCCCCAUAAUAAGCGCAAAAUAAUCAGGAGCUUGCAGCUGUUUGAACAGACUGGCCUCCCCCACAGUGAGCUGCUGCGGCGGCAGCAUGAGGAAAAAGGGGGGGGACCCCUGGGGGGACCCCUGAAGUACCCCAAUGCUUGCAUCUUCUGGCUCCAUGCGGAACAGGCAGUUCUGGAGGUGCGACUGGACCAGCGGGUGGAUGAGAUGAUGGAGGCCGGGCUGCUGGAGGAGCUGCAGAACUUUCACCGGCGAUACAACCAGGAGAGAGUGGCCGAGAACAGCCAGGAUUACCAGCAGGGCGUUUUCCAGUCCAUCGGCUUCAAGGAAUUCCACCAGUUCCUGGUUUCUGAGGCCCAGAGUCCAGAGGAGGUCAGGCACCAGUUGCUGGACCAAGCCCUCCAGGCCUUCCGGACGGUGACCAAGAGGUAUGCCCGGAAGCAGAACAAGUGGGUCCGGAACCGGUUUCUGAGGCGUCCUGGAACAAACGUGCCCCCCGUCUUCGGCCUGGACGUCUCCGAUCUCUCUCGGUGGGAGGAAAGUGUGUGGGAACCAGCCGCUCAGGUGGUGGAGAGCUUCCUGAAGGGCCAGAAGCCUCCGAUGGAGCCCCUCAGGCUGGAGCCGGUGCCAGCAAAGGAGAAGCAGAGUUGCCAGUUGUGUGAGCUGUGCAGCCGAGUCAUCAUUGGGGACAGAGAAUGGAGAGCUCCCCUGAAGCCCCGGUCCCACCUCUCCCUCCUCAAGAAGUCCCAGCGCUCAGCCCCCCUGCCCCCUCCCCCGGCUGGAAAGGGCUGCAGCAGCAACUCAGAGGCUCCUGCAGAGAAGACAGGCGGAGGGAGGAGGCCAGUGACCCCCCAGGCCCAGCCCUGCGCCUGAGGCUCCCUAGUGCCGCCCCCCCCCCCAGAAGGAACGGCUUCUGUGCCAUCUCCCACGAACUCCCCCUUGC
This is a messenger RNA of Notechis scutatus (mainland tiger snake), 2089 nucleotides long. The record is from RefSeq and is a predicted model, not a curated record. Lineage: Eukaryota; Metazoa; Chordata; Lepidosauria; Squamata; Elapidae.